AUGUCGACCGCAAAGGUGGAAACUGGAGCCGCGAAGCAGGGCGUGGACCUGGACAACAUCCUCAUCGAGGAGGUGGGCCAGUUCGGCAGGUAUCAGAUCGUGACCCUGCUGCUGGCCGCGUUCCCCGUCAUCUUCUCCGCGUUCGCCUCCGGGGAGUACAUCUUCACCACCGCGAGGAUACCAACUAGAUGUUUCAUCCCGCGGUGCGACAACCCGGACCCCGUGUUUGAGCCCUCGUGGAUUCUCAACGCGGUGCCGGCGACCUCCAGUGGCUUCGAUAACUGCGCGAGGUUCGCCGACAGCUUGGUGGGCACGAACGCGACCGGCGUGUGCCCCGCCGAGUGGUUCGACCGAUACCGCACCCUGGACUGCGAGAGAUUCGUGUACGAGAACGAAGACACCGUUGUGCAUACCUUUGACAUGGCUUGCGACGAAUGGCGUCGGUCGCAAAUCGGCUCCAUCCGUACCAUUGGCACACUGCUGGUGCUGCCGAUUACUGGGUACAUAUCAGACCGCUGGGGCCGCCGCGUGGCGCUCACCAUAAACGCUUUCAACACGGGCUGGUUGGGUCUGGCCAGGUCCUUUGUCAACACUUACGAAUGGUUCCUCGCCCUCGAAGUCAUCGAGUCCACGGUGGGGGCCGGUGCAUACUCCUCGUGCUACAUUUUGGUAACGGAGCUAGUUGGACCAAAGUACCGAGUCAUAGCAGGAGCAACAAUAUCUACUAUGUUCGCCUUAGGGCAAGUCAUCCUUGGCUUCAUAGCCUGGGGAGUCCCUAAUUGGAGGACGCUCACACAAGUGCUAUACGCGCCGCAGCUGCUCGUCGUGAGUUACUUCUGGAUCUUGUCCGAGUCUGUCAGGUGGCUCAUGUCCAAAGGCAGAUACGAAGAGGCAGAGGCGAUCUUAAAGAAAGUGGCUAAGACUAAUAACAAAGAACUGUCCGAGAAGUCGUUGGCAGCUCUCAGAGCGACGGCAGAAUCCGAAAAGCUUGUUGAAAAGCCUAAAGAGACUUGGCUGCCGAUAUUGGUUGUCAGAUCUCGUGUCAUACUCUCCAGAUGCAUUGUAGCUCCAGUGUGGUGGGUGACCAACACGCUCGUGUAUUACGGGAUGUCGAUCAACGCCGUCAACUUGUCCGGGAACCGGCACCUCAACUAUGUGGCGGUAGCGGCAAUAGAGAUUCCUGGCUACUGGACAGCGAUUCUUCUCCUCGAUCGCAUAGGAAGAAAACCUGUGCUCAUUACAGCGUACUGGCUGUGUGCCGCCUGCCAGUUUGGCUUCGCCUUCUUACCUGAAGGCUACGAAGGUCUAUCGUUGGCACUGUACCUCAUCGGCAAGUACAGCAUAGCGGUGGUGAUGACGUCAGUGUACGUGUACACCGCGGAACUCUUCCCCACCAAGUACCGCCACAGCCUCUUCGCGUUCGCGUCGAUGGUGGGGCGGCUGGGGUCCAUCACUGCGCCCCUGACACCCGCCCUCGCGCUGGAAGUAUGGGAGAGUCUUCCUUCAGUCCUCUUCGGGAGCUUCGCCCUGCUUUCCGGAUUGCUGAUCUUCACGACGCCAGAGACCCUGGGCACGAAGCUGCCCGACACCAUGGAAGAAGCGGAACAGCUCAGCAAUAAGAAGCCCACCACAGAUCUU
Messenger RNA from Iphiclides podalirius (scarce swallowtail), 1638 nucleotides. The record is from the annotation of a GenBank genome assembly. NCBI's taxonomy places the organism in Eukaryota, Metazoa, Arthropoda, Insecta, Lepidoptera, Papilionidae.